UCGGAGAGACUACUACACAGAGAGAAAAGAGAAAAAGAGAGAGAAAAGAGAUAAAACUCUCUCUUCUUUCCCUUCUCUGUGAGAUAGAUUUUGUUUUUGUGUGUGUGUGAGAGAGAGAGAGAUCAGUGGUAGUGGUUCUGUGUGAGCGAGUGCUGGGAGUGUUUACCAUGAGGACGCAUGGAGUUAUCUUCAGCCUCAGCCAAGAUCCCCCAUACCCCAAUUCUCAGCUCUAUCACUUCCCUUCACGUAUAGCCUGUUCUUCGCCAGUCUCUGCCAUACUUUCAUCUCAUCACUAGAUCACCAUCACCAUCAUCGUCAUCAUCAUCGUAAUGAUAAUAUCCUCUCAUUUCAUUUCACUUUCUCUCUCCUAAAUUAUCCUUUUCCAUUCUAUCUCUCGAUCUCUCUCUCCUAUACUAUAUAUCAACUUCUUCUGUCCUUCUGUGUUUUUUCUUCUUCUUCUGGCUAUGGCGGAGGGUUUCGAGCCGUACCACGUUCCGCAGCAGAGCCGAAGAGACAAGCUACGAGUCGUCGCCGCCGCCGCCGAGCAUUCGCCGGCGGUUAACCUCCCCGGUUUGAUGCUUCCACCUCCUCCGACGCCGUACGAUCCCGCUUCUCUGAUCAUCUCCUCAUCGUCGGAUUUGCUGACGUCAUGCACUCCGACGACGAAAGAAGAAGUCCUGAACAACAACAGCAACAGUAGUAAUCUGAUGGGUCUGACUUCGUCGUCUUCUAAUUUCAGGAGCCCUUACUUGGAUCCCCAAUUUCACGACAUUAACAACAACCCAGGAGCUUUCUUCCAUUACUCGUCGCAGGUCGCUCUCCAAAACGACGACGAUCAGGUCGUCGUUUUCAAGCCCGAGCCUCUCUCCCUUUCUCUCUCUUCCUCGUCCUACUCUAACAGCAGCGGUAACCACCAUCACAACAGCCUUCCCGCGAUUUACGGGAGUAUUGUUGCCCCAAACGACGGCGUUUCGAGGAGCUCGGUUCCGCUAGGGCCGUUCACAGGCUACGCCUCCAUUCUCAAGGGCUCCAGGUUCCUCAAGCCAGCUCAGCAGCUGCUGGAGGAGUUCUGCGACGUCGGCGGCGGCGGCGGCGGCAUUUGCUGCGAGAAAAUCGCCGCUGCGGACUCGUCCCUCAUGGAUCCUCAGGUGGAGAGCUUGAGCGCCGACGGAUCCUUGAUCGUUGAUCAUGAUGACCAUGACCAUAAUCGUCAUCAGCUUGGUGGGUCGUCAGAUAUUGGGGUCGAGAUUCGUAAGAAGAAGUCGAGACUAAUUUCAAUGCUUGAUGAGGUAUACAGGAGGUACAAGCAAUACUAUCAGCAGAUGCAGGCAGUUGUAACAUCCUUUGAAUAUGUUGCCGGGCUAGGCAAUGCUGCUCCUUAUGCUAACCUAGCAGUAAAAGCGAUGACCAGACAUUUUAAGUGCUUGAAGAAUGCAAUUAUGGAUCAGCUUCAGUUUACUAAUAAGGAUAGUGCGCAUGCAAGUCAUGGAAAAGAUGAAGCUCCAAUGUUUCGGAAUAGCAAUAGAGGCCUUUAUGGCCAAAGACCAAUUCAUAGCACGGGAUUCCUCGAGCACCAACCAGUUUGGCGACCACAAAGAGGGCUUCCCGAGCGUGCUGUUACCGUUCUUAGAGCCUGGUUAUUCGAGCAUUUCCUUCACCCAUACCCAACUGAUACCGACAAAUUGAUGUUGGCUAAACAAACUGGUCUCUCACGAAGCCAGGUUUCAAAUUGGUUUAUCAAUGCAAGAGUAAGGCUCUGGAAGCCUAUGGUAGAGGAAAUACAUAUGCUGGAAACACGCCAAGCGCAAAAAUCUGCGCAGAGAGAGGAUCGAAAUGCCAACAGAUCAUCCGAUCAUAUGCAAUCAGCAAACUCCCUCGCCUCCGAAAAUCCAUCAACCUCAACCCACAGGGUCCAAGACACCUCCAAACGUACCAGAAAUGAACUUCCUAACAUGCCAGUGGGGAGCGAAGAAAUGAACUUGUCGUAUGAAACCUUGCCGAGCCAUCUGCAAGUGGGUGCUGCUGGCAUGAGCAUGGCGGGUAGUGGUAACGGUGUUUCUCUAACUCUUGGGCUCCACCAAAACAAUGGCAUCGGAUUAUCAGAGCCCUUUCCUAUAAACGCUGCUCAACGCUUCGGUCUUGGUCUCGAGGGAAACAGCGAGGGGUAUAAUGUAAUGAGUACUUUCGAAGCCCAAAAUCGGCACUUUGGAAGGGAUGUCAUCGGGGGGCAACUCUUACAUGAUUUUGUGGGUUGAAGAUGUAGUUUCUGCAGCUAUCUGGUGAUGGUUCAAUUGAAUGUUACACUAACAAAGUUGCACGAGUGGAUGGAUCUUUUAUCAGUAGAUUGCCGGAGUUCUCACUAGUUGAAAGCGAGAGUGGUUGAAAUGAUCUCCUUGUUAUGAUAUAAAAAAGGUAAGUUAAUGGUGCCAUUGUAUAUGAUCUCUGGAAAAACAUGCCAAACAACAGCAUAUAUAUGAAACGAUUGGUGUUACAUUCUUGUGUAAAAAUUUUUAUGAGAGAAAUUGAUACCACGUCAAACCGAAUGCAAUAUGGUGUUUGACAUGGCUUUUUAGAUCUGCUUCCAAUGCCAAUGAAUACCCUUAAUUAUUUAAUGGGGAUUGCCAUUCUGCUGUAUAACUCUCACCAUGGCACAAAUCUUCCAUCUUUUAUAGUGUAAAAUUGUGGAAUACCUUUUUAAUCUAGGCUUUUAUAGUCUUGAUCUUUUA
Messenger RNA from Morus notabilis, 2726 nucleotides. RefSeq names its product BEL1-like homeodomain protein 9. NCBI's taxonomy places the organism in Eukaryota, Viridiplantae, Streptophyta, Magnoliopsida, Rosales, Moraceae. The transcript has 4 exons. Bases 465 to 2255 code for a protein of 596 amino acids. Gene Ontology annotation, molecular function: RNA polymerase II cis-regulatory region sequence-specific DNA binding; DNA-binding transcription factor activity, RNA polymerase II-specific. Gene Ontology annotation, biological process: regulation of transcription by RNA polymerase II. The record is from RefSeq and is a predicted model, not a curated record.